GGAUGACGUCACUCCGGCAGCGCGCCACCCUGUGGCCGUGAUGUGUCAGUAGUGUCUGGCGGGGGGAGGAGGCUGAUGAUGUCAUCUUCGUGUGGUGUCACAUAGUGAUGUCCUCACAGCGCGUUGCGGUGAUGUCAUAGCAUCGCAUCAGUGGCAGUGCAUGCUGGGGAGCAGGCCGGUGAUGUCGCGUCAAUGUGGUGUCGCAGCCUGACAUCAUUGUAGUGCCCAGUGGGUUGAUGGCAUAGUAUGACAUAGCCCCAAGGCACCCUUUCGAGUAGGCUUGAGAUGCCAUACCGCUGUGAUGUCAAAGCAUGGCAUCGUUGCGGUAGACCGUGGGGUGAUGUCAUACUAAGACAUUGCUGCAGUGCACCCUGGCAAGGAGGCUUGUGAUGUCAUAUCACAGUGAUGUCACAGCAUUGCAUUGUUGCAGUACACUGCGGGGGUGAUGUCAUAGUAUCGCAUUGCUCCAGGGCACCCUGGCGAGGAGGCUUGCGAUGUCAUACUACUGUGAUGUCACAACCUGGCAUCUUUUCAGUGAGUGGUGGGGUGAUGUCGCAGUUCCACAUGGCUGCUCUGCCUCCAGGGGAAGAAGCCUGGGCCUUGGCACGGCACCGAGCCCCGGGUGCCAUCAUGGUGCCACGGGUCGUUAUGGCGUCACUGCGGGAGGCGUGACAUCACCAGCAGACAGGUGCCCGCAGUGCCUCGCUCGUGUAGGGCCUGUGCCCCUGGCAGCCCACGUCCGCUCCGUCUCCCUGCCCGGGACCCCUCUGCUCUCCCACAGCCCCAUGGCGGCUCCCGGCCGGCCCCUCUCCCUGGAGCAGCAGCUGGCAGCGAGCAUUGCCCACGUCCUCGCCCGCUAUCGCUUCCUCCUGGACUCCUUUGUCAUCGAGUUUUUCACGAAUGACCAGUGGGCGAUGCUGCCUCCUUCCUGGCAGGACGUCCUGGCUGACCUGCCCUCCCCGCAGCUGGCUGCUCUUCUGCUGGAGAAGGCAAACCCGGAGGAAGCAAGUUACAGCAUGGUGUGGCCGCUGUCCUUGCUGGCCUUCAAAGCCACAGCACACGCCCUAGCGCUGCCCCGGGCGCAUUGCGGUGGAGCCAGCGGCAGGCCCGAGGAGUUCCAGGAGAACCUGUGCCAGAGUGCCCGGCUCCACCCUGUCUUCCGCAAGCACGUCAAGCCCAAGAAGCAGCACGAGAUAUGGCAGCUGGGCAAGCUGGUGAAGCGGCUGAGUGAGCUUGCCCAGUGUGACCACGUUGUAGACGUUGGCUCUGGCCAGGGCCACCUGUCCCGCUUCCUAUCCUUUGGCCUUGGUCUACCCGUCACUGCUGUCGAGGGCAACAGGCACCUGGUGGACACAGCGAAGAGGUUCGACCGGGAGCUGGUGCAGGCGCUGGAGAAGGAGCGAGCGCGGGGGGGCAAGGCUGCAUGGGAGCUGUCUCUCCGUGGCCCAAGCCAUGUGGCAGGCUGGGUCGACCCCCAGGCACCAUGGCCAGAAUUCCUUCUCCUGCUGCAGCCUGGAGUGGACAUAAGCCACCCUCCCACAGCAGGCGCCGGCCCCCCAUCCCUGGAGCCAGGGAUGAGGACCCUGCCCACGGUGCUCGGCAGAGAUGUGGCUCAGCCAGGCAGGGCCGCAGCGGAUCCCACGGGUGCCAGGAGCCACGUAGGCACUGGUGUCCCCAUUGGGCACCUCCAGGAGCUGAGCCAGCCAGCAGAGCAUCCCCCCAUCCCGGGCAGGGUGCUGCUGACGGGUCUGCACGCCUGUGGUGACCUCAGCGUGACCCUGCUCCGCCACUUCGUCCACUGUCCCCACGUGGCUGCCAUCACCUCUGUAGCCUGCUGCUACAUGAAGCUCAGCACCCGCGAGACCCCUGUCCCACCCGGCCUCGUCCUGCCACCCACCGUGCCCCCAGCCACGUAUGGCUACCCGCUGAGCGCAUGGGUGGCUGGGCUGCCGGGCCACACGCUGUCCUACAAGGCCCGGGAAGGGGCAUGCCAUGCAGCCGAGGACUAUGUGCAGCGCCUGCGGAGCCAGAGCCCCGGGCUGCGGGCGCACUGCUACCGGGCCGUGCUGGAGACCCUCAUCUGUGCAGCUGACCCCAGCAAGCAGCACCUGGGCGUGCAGACCAUCCCUGGAGCCCACUGCCUCUCCUUCCACGAGUAUGCACGGCUGGGCCUGGCCCGCGUGGGACUGGACCCCAGCACCCCCCUAGAUGCAGCCCAUGUGGAUGCCCUGCUGCGGCGACAGCAGCAGGUGAUUGCCUACUUCACCCUGGUGCUAUUGCUGUCCCCACUGGUGGAGAGUCUCAUCCUACUGGACCGCGUCAUCUACCUGCAGGAGCAAGGCAAGUGUGGGAGCCAUGGCCCCUCCCUCCUGGUACAGCGGGCAUCUGCCUCUCCAGGCUGGUGGUGUGACCCCCAGCUUGCUGUCCCUGGCAGGGUUUCAAUGCAGGCUCAUCCCCCUCUUCGACCCUCAAUUCUCCCCCCGGAACCUAGUGCUGGUGGCUGCCAAGGCCCAGUCGGCCUCAGCCCUGUCCACUCUGGUGGAGGAUAACAGCAAGGGCUAGGCUUCGUGGCUCGACCAGGAAAGCACAUGCAGCUGGCUCUGGGGAGGAGCACAGGAGCGGUACAGCACCACACAGAGCCUGUGCCAGAAGAAAAGGCACAUGCCAGGGGCUGGGUAAACAGCAGGGUAAGACCUCGUGGUCCCAGUGAAAACCAGCACAGGGGCAGGAUGGGACCCAUGCAUUCACUGCUGAAAGCUCCAGGCCCCGCAGCCAUGGGCACCUGGGCUCUUAACAUGGCCUCGCCGCCCCUGCUCCCUGGAGGGCCUGCUGGGCUGAGCUGGCAGCUGCGUGCGCAGCCAGUAACCUAUUAUUUUCCAGUGUUGUGUCUGGAAGGAAAAGACUGAGCUUAUGCUUGGCACCAUGGGCACGGCCCAAGCUCCGUGCCCACCCUCCUCUGCUCUGGGGUAGGCAGUUGAUUAGUGAUGCCCAUGCUCAGGGCUGCGUCUGGUCCCCCCAAUAAAGGACUCACAACCCCUCUC
Molecule: messenger RNA, 3041 nt
Organism: Alligator mississippiensis (American alligator)
Lineage: Eukaryota; Metazoa; Chordata; Crocodylia; Alligatoridae
Gene: METTL25B
Product: methyltransferase like 25B
Exons: 7
Coding region: 495-2549 (684 amino acids)
Source: RefSeq, a predicted model, not a curated record